AUGAAAUCAUUACUUUACCUCGCUUUCGUUAUUUGGUCUUACUCUAGAAAGAUUCAAACUGAAACUCAUGAUGAGCGGUUCAAUGAUGAAGAAGCCACACCUUCCUAUGGUUCGAUCCAAAUUGAAACUCAUGGUGAGCUGCUCAAUGAUGAAGAAGCCACACAUUCCUAUAGUUCGAUCCAAAAUUAG
Messenger RNA from Scutellospora calospora, 189 nucleotides. The record is from the annotation of a GenBank genome assembly. NCBI's taxonomy places the organism in Eukaryota, Fungi, Glomeromycota, Glomeromycetes, Diversisporales, Gigasporaceae.